AUGUCAGCAGUAUCAGCGGAAUUUGCGCAACCUCAAACGAAUGAAAUAAAGGAAGAGGCAAAACAAACAAUGCAACAUCAACAUCAACGCCGGAGAAAAAGACCGAGUUUGGUUUGUACAAAUUGUAAAAAGAGAAAAAUUAAAUGUGAUCGACAAUUACCAUGUUCAAACUGUGUAAAGGCUAGAGGCAACAUUCAAUGUUGUUAUGACGAAGAAGGUUUUAUUGAUUUAAUACAAAAAUCAGAGACAGAAAUUCGGCCGUAUGAGCAAAGUGCUAAACAACCAUUGCUGUUUGUUAAUAAUUCGUCUCCGACUAGCACUGCUGGUUCAAGUAGUAGGAAGAGAGGCAACACAAGUCAAGAAGAGUCCGGUUCCAAGAAACUGAAAGACACAACAUCAGACCAACUUUCUAAUUCGUUGCUUGAGAUCAAAAUGUUGAAACAAAGAUUAGAAUCGAUUGAAUCAAAUCUACAUCACAAUGGUCUGAGCAAUGAAAACUCCCCAAACUAUCAAACACCACCGGCUAAUAAGCAUCUCCAAUUAGCUCAAACAGCACCAUAUUCAAUUCCAUCACCAGUAUUGCCUCGGCCAACGAUUCAACCUCUGUUAUCUACUAUUUACAAUUUAUCAAACACGAGAUCCCCUUCGUCGAUACAGCUACCUUCGAUAAGGGACCACAUGCCACCACAUGAGUCCCCAAUUAGUAGUUCAAUUACGGGGCAACUGGUGUCAUCCACAGCCACUUCUCCCAAUUACAUCCCCCCUGAUUCAAGGACAAAUUUGUUAGGAGUUAAUCCUUACUUGAACGAAAUGGAGACCAUUAAUUUUUUUGACAAUUACUCAUCAAUAUGUUGCAAAGAUUUUAUGAGAGUUAACUACGGACCUUUUGCUUGGACAUCAAUGAUGAAGCGUGAUGACGGAUUGCUUACGCUUUGGGAAUUUAUAAGUAAACAAAAGGAAAGUUCGCAAAAUUUUGUUGUGUGUCCUGUGAGCAAUGAGGUAACCAAGGAAAACACACAAGUUGUCAUUAGUGACAACAAUGAGUCUGAUAUGCAAUUCCGUAAGCGAAUGUUGGAAACCAAUGGUUAUAGUGACGUUGUGCCUUACAAUAUGUUGAAAUCGAAAUUGAAAUCGAAACCUAAUAAGGAGACGUUGCAAUUGGAAUUGACUUUGUUUGACAAUCAGCUUGGUUGUGAGUUGCUAUUGAUUGAUAGAAUAAGAAGGACUCUUCCAAGCAAGAAAGUAGUAUGGAAGUUGAUUGAUCGGUUUUUUGAAUGGUGUUACCCUUUUAUGCCAUUUUUAAUUGAAGAAGAGUUUAUCGAGUGGACGGAAAAAAUAAUCGGGCCUCGAUCCUACGAAGACGUUCCAUUUAAGGACUUGAAGAUCGAGAAAAGACUAGACUUGGCAUUGGUGGGGACGUUGUUGAUUACAAUGAGAUUAUCAUACUUGUCUCUCUUUUCAAACAAAACGCUGGAGAAUGAAGAGAGAUUAAACACAACUGAUCCUAAUCCAAAAGCCCAAGACACCAAGUAUCUUAUGCAAAACCCUAUUGGUAUCGAAAGUAUAGAAAUUGCUCGUUAUUGCUUUUACCAAUUUGAUAUAUUAAGAAGAGCAAGUUUGCCUUUGAUUCAAUUGGGAUUGUACAUGAAAAUUUACUAUAUGUUUGCUCCAGAAGAUGGCGAUGAUGGUGAUGGGGCUGACUCAAAUGGUUUAUCAGCGUUGGUUGUUCAAAUGGCAUACUCUUUGGGACUUAAUCGCGAGCCUGAUAAUUUUCCCGAUGUGUUAACAGAUAAGAGAAAGAAUCAUCUUGGGAGAAAGAUUUGGCAAGUCAUAGUCAUGUCAGAUUUGUAUCAAGCGUAUUCCUAUGGUAGCCAAAUGCUUAUUAGUCCCGACAGCUACGACACUAAACCUCCAUUUUCCACUGAAGAGAAUUCAAAUUUGAAGGAUAAGAAUUUAGACAAGUACAUCACUGACUUGUAUUUUUCAAAGGAUACAGGAAUGACAAAUGUCCUUAGAGAACUACUAAAGAAAAUUCUUAGCUUAACUGGAAGAACCAAACUUAGUGAGUUGACCAAUUUGAUUAGUGAAUUAGAAGUACGGUUGGGUCAAAGUUUUGGUUCAUUAAAAGAGUGCUUGCAGGCAAAUACAUACAACACCCAUGUGUUUGCGAGAAAUUUCCCUGCCAAGCAUUACAUUUCAAUGAAGUCAUUCCUUGUGUCGACUUUUUAUCACAUAUUUCUUCAUUACGAAAACAAAGAUGUGCAAUUGACGUAUUUUUACUUGAAAAAGAUUAUUCAAAUUGCUGCUAUCGACUUGAUGCCUCAUUAUUUUGAAUUGAUGGGAAACAGUGCCGUGAUUUGUGAUAUGUUUAUCAAUCCCAAAUUGCAACACAUUAUUCAUAAAUUGAACCAACUUAAUAUCGCCGUGAUUAUCCGCGUUAACUUGACCAUCUACAGAUUAAAAUCUCAGCCUGACCAUGAAUCAAGGUGUUUGUCUGAUAAUGCAUACUAUGAAUACUACAAGGAGUUGUGCAAACUUUCCUCGUGUUUAACCAGGUCAGCUGAAGUUUCAAUUGCCGCUGUGUCCAAAUUGAGUUCGAGGUAUUUUUACGCAUGGAAAUUGACAAAGAGUCAUUCUUAUUUUUUAAAAGUAGUCACUUCGAUGGAUUUUUACAAUGAUAAUCUUGUUAAAGCUAAUCUGAAGGUCAGGUUCCCUGACUUUUCCACGGCCCAGAUCAAAGAGUUGGUCAAUUUGUGUGAAGGUACGUUGCGUAGAUUGGGUAAAGUUGAAUUAAUGGGUAAGGAAUUUUGCAAAGAUGUUACGUAUACGCAAUAUGCAAAUAAUAAUGAUGCUACAUCUUCCAUGUCAUCGACAUCAAAGGAUACCGGUAAUUUAUCCACUCCGACUAGUGAUACAUCAAUUGGUGAAUUCACCAAGGAGUUUGGGUUGGAUUAUCUCAAUAGUGAAGAUAUUGAUCGAAUUUGGUUGCAAAUGUUGUCACAGAAUCAACAACAGCAACUGAAUCAGCAGUUGAACUACGGCAUCUCGCAGCAACAACUGCAACUGCAACUGCAACUGCAGGAGCAACAUCUGCAACAGCAACCGCAGCAGCAGGGUUCAUUCCAGAAUUAUCUGUUGCAGCAGCUGCAACAACCACAACUGCAACUGCUGCAGCAGCGGCCCCAGCAACAACAGCCUAUAGGGAACUCGGGCCAACCACAAAGGUGGUAUGGAAUAUCGUCAGGACCAAAUUGGCAAGGUGGAGCUGCCUUUAAUUCAUUUGAUGCGCCCGUGACACCCGGUUUUGUUACGAAUGGCGGCCUAGAUGAUAUCAAUCUGUUUGAUUUUUUCAAUGAUUUACCUCUUGAUCAAGUAUUUUCAAGUUAG
Lodderomyces parapsilosis is the source of this 3387-nucleotide messenger RNA. It is a transcript of the gene MRR1, whose product is annotated as Mrr1p. Gene Ontology annotation, molecular function: zinc ion binding; DNA binding; DNA-binding transcription factor activity, RNA polymerase II-specific. Gene Ontology annotation, biological process: positive regulation of transcription by RNA polymerase II; DNA-templated transcription. Bases 1 to 3387 code for a protein of 1128 amino acids. The record is from RefSeq and is a predicted model, not a curated record. Gene Ontology annotation, cellular component: nucleus. Lineage: Eukaryota; Fungi; Ascomycota; Pichiomycetes; Serinales; Debaryomycetaceae. The transcript has a single exon.